This is a messenger RNA of Sorghum bicolor (sorghum), 779 nucleotides long. RefSeq lists its product as uncharacterized. The record is from RefSeq and is a predicted model, not a curated record. The coding region runs from base 64 to 474 and encodes 136 amino acids. The transcript has a single exon. NCBI's taxonomy places the organism in Eukaryota, Viridiplantae, Streptophyta, Magnoliopsida, Poales, Poaceae.
CGGCCUCUCGGACGGCACUCGGCAUCGGCAUCGGCAGAGAGCGCAGCGCAGAGUUUCUAGAGCAUGGACCACGGCGACAGGAGGAGCGGCGCGACGGGCAGGCCCUGGCGCGGCGCCGGCGCCGGCGUCGCGGCGGGGGGCGGCGGCCCGCCACCGCCCAAGGUGUACCGCGUGGAGCCCAGGGACUUCCGGGAGCUCGUGCAGAGGCUCACGGGCGCCGGCACGCCCUCCGCCGCCGCCGGCGCGCCGGGCCCGUCGCCGCACCAGAGGGCGACGACGCUGACGCCGGCCAUGGUCACUGCGGACAGCAGGCGCGCCCAGGCCGCGGCGGCCGUGCCCGUGCCCGGGCCAACCGAGCAGUUCGACUACGCGUCCUGGUUCUCCGCGCCGCUGCUCAGCCCGGCGGCGUACGGCGCGCCGGGCUUCGGUGGCGGACACCAGCAGCACCAGGGGAGCAGUGGGCCUCUGCUUUAGGGCUUGUAGGUACAGUAGAAAACAGAGUCGUCGUCGUCCCUGUAUAGCUGCUCCAUCGCUGGUUCGUGCUCCUCUGGCUCGUUUUGCCUUUGUGGUUUGGUCAUGACUACACAACCUUCUUGUCAUCUUGUGCCACGAAUGAAAUUCGACCAGCAAGUUAUACGGCUAUUGUUUAUUUCUGGUACCUUCUGAUAGAAAGACAAAUAAAUUUGUUUUCAUCCCUUUUCUUUUGUUGUUUCUGUCGUGCUUGUGCAUCCACCAUCCGAUCCAAAUUUCCAAUGGUGACAUAUAAUAUAUGCUCCCCU